AUGAUCUCGACUACCCUCAUGACUUUUUUACUUAUUACCAGACCAGAGGUCCGGUCGGUCAAGCUGCUCGGAUCAUGGGAUAAUUUCUCUAAACAAUAUGCGAUGGAAAGAGAUGUGCGCGUCGGUCCCGGAAACUGGAGAGGAUGCCAUACCUUUACGGAUAUGAUAGGUGAUGGGCCAGACAAGACCCAAUGGCGAACAGGGGGUCUGAAGAUGGGUGGUACUUACUGGUAUUAUUAUCUACUCGAUAAUGACAUAGAGUAUUACAACGAGGCAGAGCCUACGACCACAAUGUGCCCGCUUCUUCCGGGGCAACCAAUGAAUGUGCUAAAUGUCCCUAUCAUUUUACCUGACAGCCGCUCACAUGGACGCUCGGUGAGUGCCAGCUCGCAAAAAUCCGAACAUCUUCGGACCAUGAAUCCCGAAGACAAGUUCAUGAAUCCGCGGAAGCCGCCGCCCCAGCCUCAGUCUGUACGGCUUCAGACAUCUGCACCAGUAUGCCGCGAACCGAGCCCCGCACGGUCUGCGAGUAGAUCUCCGAUGGCUGGAAUCCACCGGAGUGCAUCUCAGCCGCACGGUGCUCCUCGGAAGGGCCAUAAGAAAGAUUCACGUUCUAUGUCUCCUCCGAGAGCACGAGCCAUUCUAGCUGCUUUAAGGCAACCCGCUGAGGUGGAUAGAAGGUUCGAGUCAGUGCAACAUGCGAAUGCUUCUAAGCUAGCACAGCGGCAGAAAGAGGCUGUUGAGGAUCGCCGCAAUGUCCCUGGAAUCAAGGUUAACACCGGAGUUGCGAUUCCAUCUUCGAGCCCUCCUGACAAAUUUGGUCUGUCCACCAUCCAAAGUCGUCGCGCGAUGAAGGCACCCGCUGGGGAAACGGCACCGAGCCGUCUUCUCACAGUGCAGACGCGUCCGGAUCCCCCCCAAACCAGUCAUUCUCGCAGCGUAACAAACGGAAACACCGUCGAAUCCGACGAAACUCGUGCGAUCAGGGAAGCCCUGAAGGAUAUCACUUGCUCUGGUGACUUUCCUACUCCAACUGCCGUGUAUACCAAAGAUAAGAGGCUCCCUACACUUCCAAAUACGCCAUCUUCGGUCAUGGAUGAAGCAGUUCGCGCUAUCGACGAGAGAGAUAGGGAGAUGGAUGACGAGAUCCCGCGCAGUUACUUCUCCAGCAUGACAGCAACGACAAUCGACUCCGCCCAUUCUAGCUUUGUACCUGAAUACAGUCGGUUCUCCGGAUGGAGUACCGACACUGAAACCGACUACAACCCACGCGAAUCGAUGGUAUCGGCCUCAUCUAACCAUCACCAGGACGAGUCUUCGGCGGAAAGAUGGACAACACCAGACCUCUCGCAGUCUGGCGAUGGCGCAACCAAUACCGACCCUAAUACCCCCCACCUCACUGUCUACUCCAAACCCUCAUCUCCGAAUUCACCCUGGAGCGUCGGUCUCCCUCAACUCACCGUGUCCCUGUCCACACCUGGCCUCGACUUUUCCGGGUUGGGAAUCGAGAACAUGGAUGAAGUGGAGAGCAACCCCAAGCGCCACGCUGCUCUAUUUAGCGCCCUUGAAUCAAUGGAGGCCUUCGCGAUGUCGCGCAGCCCCGACAGCUCCCCGAUCCUGCUCUCCCAAGCUUCCAGAGACUCUGACAUGGAGCAAUAUCGCUCUUUCACAGAGCCGAAAGCAGAGUCGAAAAUGAGCGAAACUUCCCUCGAGCGGAUUCGGUCCCGUCGUAGCAAUGCUUCGUUCCAGGGUAAUGCUACUAUGCAGGAGUUGAUGGAUGAGCUCAGUUAUCUGAAGAAUCUGAUCCAGGCUGACAUGGAUGGGGUGCCGUUUUGA
Penicillium roqueforti is the source of this 1836-nucleotide messenger RNA. RefSeq lists its product as uncharacterized. NCBI's taxonomy places the organism in Eukaryota, Fungi, Ascomycota, Eurotiomycetes, Eurotiales, Aspergillaceae. The record is from RefSeq and is a predicted model, not a curated record. The transcript has 3 exons. Bases 1 to 1836 code for a protein of 611 amino acids.